AUGAUCUUUGACAAAGAAAAGCGCGAGAUAAAGCUGUGCUCAUUUGGGACGAUUUCGCUCAAAAAGGCAGUCGUUCUUAGCGAAAUGUAUUUCAGGGACGUACGCUUGAGAAACCAGGUAAGCGCUCGGGCUGAAGAGGCCGAACGCAUGUUGCAGCAUGGCGGUAAACGUAACGAUCGAGGUUCUCCAUUUGUGGAUGAGUUUGAAGUUGCUGCUGAUCUGAUGGGACUUGUCAUUGGUAUCCACGGAUCAAACAUAAAGAGAGCCAGAAAAGUCGAAGAUGUGGACGACAUUCAAGUAUUUGAAGCAGCUGCUGCUCAAAAAGCGCGAGCACAGCUUGACUUUGGUGUCGAAUGUGUGCACGUGCCGAGAUUUCUCGUAGGAAAAUUGAUUGGAAAGAAUGGAAAAUACAUCCAGGAAAUAGUAGAUAAAUCCGGUGUAGUGCGAGUUCGGAUUGCAGGAAAGCACGAUGGCACUAUGGAUUCGGUACCCUUUACUUUCACUGGAACCAGAGAGUCAACAUCGAUGGCCUCAUUCUUGGUAGACUUCCAAAUCAAUCAUCUCAAGGAAACCGAAGGAUUACGCAGCAAUAUCGAAGAUAUGAUGAGGCAGGCCUACGGCAAUAGCACUUAUCAACGCAAUGGCUAUGGUGACAGGCCCGUAGGACGCCGCGGACGUGGUAGAGGUGGCUAUUGCAACUGUAGUCAAAAUGGUGGCUCUGCCAAUGGAAGUUUAAGAAGCGUAGGAAAACCUUGGAGAGGUGAUGGCGCACUAGUGAUAAGGAAUGGUUUGGAACAGAAGAAGCAAAACAUAGGGAUGAUCAAACAGAAUCAGGAACGUCGUCAAGGGCGACAGCGCGGUGGAGGCAGUGGCUGUAAUGGAGAAAGAGGAAGUGCCGGACGAAGGCGCGUACGCGCUGGAUUCAACGGGAAUGGGGCUUAA
Molecule: messenger RNA, 942 nt
Organism: Cylicocyclus nassatus
Lineage: Eukaryota; Metazoa; Nematoda; Chromadorea; Rhabditida; Strongylidae
Source: the annotation of a GenBank genome assembly